This is a messenger RNA of Archocentrus centrarchus (flier cichlid), 618 nucleotides long. Its product is annotated as C-C motif chemokine 3-like. Gene Ontology annotation, biological process: immune response. Lineage: Eukaryota; Metazoa; Chordata; Actinopteri; Cichliformes; Cichlidae. Gene Ontology annotation, molecular function: chemokine activity. The transcript is spliced from 3 exons. Bases 210 to 470 code for a protein of 86 amino acids. Gene Ontology annotation, cellular component: extracellular region. The record is from RefSeq and is a predicted model, not a curated record.
CUCAAACUUCCUGUUGCCUGAUGCUGCAGCAAAACCCACUCAGUGAACCUCCUUCUGACUGUUGAUCAUUUUCCAGUUUGCUUAGAAUUGCUUUGAAUUUGCAGAUGAGAACGAGCGAGCAGAAUUAAAGCGGGGGGCUCGGACAGAUCAUCCAGAGACAGAGACGCCAUCUGAAGCAUCAGCAUCAUCAGGUCUGCAGCGAAGUCAACAUGAAGACUCUGAGCAUCACUGCAGGACUGCUGCUCGUGCUGCUGGCUGUUCACUGCUGCGACGCCUCAGCUCGUUUCGUUUGCUGUUUUAAGUUCUUUGAAAAAAGGAUCCCAAAGAUGCACGUCCUCUCCAUCAGCAAGACCAACAGCAGAUGCUCUACAGAGGCUUUCGUGAUCAGGACACCCAGAGGGGAUUACUGUGUGAGACAGACAGUGGAGUGGGCACAACGAGAAUUUAUCAAACAGCGCAGCACGUCAUGAAUCCACUGUGACGGACGCCACGAGCAGAAACGCAUCAGUCACUCCAUAAAGUUGUUUUAUAAAUUCGAAGCAUUGCAGAAGUUUUAACCUCUCCGUACUUUACCUGCUCAAUUACUGUUACUGUUACUGUACUGAGGAUACUUUUAUU